CCCGAGCCGCGAGCUGCGGGGAGUGGCUCCGGGCCUAGGGCUCGGGCUGCGCGGACGCGAAGAUGGCCGACCCGGCCGAGUGCAACAUCAAAGUGAUGUGUCGCUUCCGACCCCUCAACGAGUCCGAGGUGAACCGCGGCGACAAGUACGUCGCCAAGUUCCAGGGAGAGGACACGGUGGUGAUCGCGUCCAAGCCUUACGCAUUUGAUCGGGUCUUCCAGUCGAGCACAUCUCAAGAGCAGGUCUACAAUGACUGUGCAAAAAAGAUUGUUAAAGAUGUACUUGAGGGAUACAAUGGAACAAUAUUUGCAUAUGGACAAACGUCUUCAGGAAAGACACAUACAAUGGAGGGUAAACUUCAUGAUCCAGAGGGCAUGGGGAUUAUCCCAAGGAUAGUGCAAGAUAUUUUUAAUUAUAUUUACUCCAUGGAUGAAAACUUGGAAUUUCAUAUUAAGGUUUCAUAUUUUGAAAUAUAUUUGGAUAAAAUAAGGGACCUAUUGGAUGUUUCAAAGACCAAUCUUUCAGUUCAUGAAGACAAAAACCGUGUUCCUUAUGUAAAGGGAUGCACAGAGCGUUUUGUAUGUAGUCCAGAUGAAGUUAUGGACACCAUAGAUGAAGGAAAGUCCAACAGGCAUGUGGCAGUUACGAAUAUGAAUGAACAUAGCUCUAGAAGUCACAGUAUAUUUCUUAUUAAUGUAAAACAAGAGAACACACAAACGGAACAAAAACUGAGUGGAAAACUUUAUCUGGUUGAUUUAGCUGGUAGUGAGAAGGUUAGUAAAACUGGAGCUGAAGGGGCUGUGCUGGAUGAAGCUAAGAAUAUCAACAAGUCGCUGUCUGCACUGGGGAAUGUCAUUUCUGCCUUGGCUGAGGGUAGUACAUACGUUCCAUAUCGAGAUAGUAAAAUGACAAGAAUUCUUCAAGAUUCAUUAGGUGGCAACUGUAGAACCACUAUUGUAAUUUGCUGUUCUCCAUCAUCGUACAAUGAAUCUGAAACCAAAUCCACACUCCUUUUUGGUCAAAGGGCCAAAACAAUUAAGAACACAGUGUGUGUCAAUGUAGAGUUAACUGCAGAGCAAUGGAAAAAGAAGUAUGAAAAAGAAAAAGAAAAAAAUAAGACCCUACGGAACACCAUUCAGUGGCUUGAAAAUGAACUGAACCGAUGGCGUAAUGGGGAGACAGUGCCUGUUGAAGAGCAGUUUGACAAAGAAAAGGCCAACCUGGAGGCCUUCACAGUGGAUAAAGACACAACCAUUACCAAUGAUAAGCCGGCAGCUACAAUUGGCGUUACUGGAAGCUUUACUGAUGCUGAAAGAAGAACAUGUGAAGAAGAACUGGCCAAGUUGUAUAAACAACUUGACGACAAGGAUGAAGAGAUUAAUCAACAGAGUCAGCUGGUUGAGAAACUGAAGACACAAAUGUUGGAUCAGGAAGAGCUUUUGGCAUCCACAAGAAGGGAUCAAGACAACAUGCAGGCUGAGCUGAAUCGGCUCCAGGCAGAAAACGACGCCUCUAAGGAAGAAGUGAAGGAGGUUUUACAGGCUCUGGAGGAGCUGGCGGUGAACUACGACCAGAAGUCUCAGGAGGUUGAGGAGAAAACUAAGGAGUAUGAGUUGCUCAGUGAUGAGUUGAAUCAGAAAUCUGCUACUUUAGCGAGCAUUGAUGCGGAGCUCCAGAAACUUAAGGAAAUGACCAACCACCAGAAGAAACGGGCAGCAGAGAUGAUGGCCUCUUUACUCAAAGACCUUGCAGAGAUAGGAAUUGCUGUGGGCAAUAAUGAUGUGAAGCAGCCUGAGGGGACGGGCGUGAUCGACGAGGAGUUCACUGUGGCCAGGCUAUACAUUAGCAAGAUGAAGUCGGAAGUGAAGACAAUGGUGAAGCGCUGCAAGCAGCUGGAAAGCGCCCAGACUGAGAGCAACAAGAAGAUGGAAGAAAAUGAGAAGGAGUUAGCAGCAUGUCAGCUUCGUAUCUCUCAACAUGAAGCCAAAAUCAAGUCACUGACCGAGUACCUUCAGAAUGUGGAGCAGAAGAAGAGACAGCUGGAGGAGUCCGUUGACUCCCUCAGUGAAGAACUAGUCCAGCUUCGAGCACAAGAGAAAGUCCAUGAGAUGGAAAAAGAACACUUGAACAAAGUUCAGACUGCAAAUGAAGUUAAGCAAGCUGUCGAACAGCAGAUCCAGAGUCACCGAGAAACGCACCAGAAGCAAAUCAGUAGUUUGAGAGACGAAGUGGAAGCAAAGGAGAAGCUUAUAACUGAUCUUCAAGACCAAAACCAGAAAAUGAUGCUAGAGCAGGAACGUCUAAGAGUAGAACAUGAGAAGUUGAAGGCUACAGAUCAGGAAAAGAGCAGAAAACUGCAUGAACUUACGGUUAUGCAGGAUAGACGAGAACAAGCGAGACAAGACUUGAAGGGUUUGGAAGAGACAGUGGCAAAAGAACUUCAGACCUUACACAACCUGCGCAAGCUCUUUGUUCAGGACCUGGCUACCAGAGUUAAGAAGAGUGCCGAGAUGGAUUCUGACGACACUGGGGGCAGUGCUGCACAAAAGCAGAAGAUCUCCUUUCUUGAAAAUAAUCUUGAACAGCUCACCAAAGUACACAAACAGUUGGUACGAGAUAAUGCCGAUCUUCGCUGUGAGCUGCCCAAGCUAGAGAAGCGACUUAGAGCUACCGCGGAGAGAGUGAAAGCUCUGGAGUCAGCCCUGAAAGAAGCCAAAGAGAAUGCGUCUCGUGACCGCAAAAGAUACCAGCAAGAAGUUGAUCGCAUAAAGGAGGCAGUGAGGUCAAAGAAUAUGGCCAGAAGAGGCCAUUCUGCCCAGAUUGCUAAACCAAUUCGUCCUGGGCAACAUCCAGCAGCUUCUCCAACUCAUCCAGGCGCAAUUCGUGGAGGAGGCACAUUUGUUCAGAAUAACCAGCCAGUGGCACUGCGAGGCGGAGGAGGCAAACAAGUGUGACCGUUUGCACAUGUUCACAGGUGUUCUGGUGAAAAGUCACUGAAGUAUGAAGAGGACAUAAUAUCAACUGUCAUUUGGUGGCUAUAGCCUCUACCCCCUUGGGAUUGUAGAAUUAUAAUUUGUUAAUGUAUAAAUUAUUCUAGCCUGUACAGCAGUUUCCUCACCAUUCUACUUACACAAACUAGAGUGCAGUGCUGGCAUCUUGGGAGGAAAUGGCAGCGCACAACUGCGGCCGAUUAUGACGCAGCCUCUCUCCUGCCUGUGGUCUUCACUGUGCCAAGCUAACUGAACCUUACAGGACUGCACUGUGUUUGCUUUGUGUGCACGUGUCUGCUUUCUCUCUUUAAAUCACCUAGCUGCUCAUGCUGCUUGUUUCUCUUUUCCUACUAAAAUGUAUGUCUUCCUGCUUUUUUGUUUUUUAAGGAACAUUAAGGUUUACUGUCUUAAAUUUUACCACUAAACAACACUACAUGCCCACGAAAUAUAUCAAGUCAGUACUGUACUUUCAAAUCUCUUGAAAAUGAAAUCAGGGUUGGAAUUCCUUGUAUGGUCUCUUAAGUUUGCUUCUGGAAAAUGGUGUUUGAGCACUGGGUCCUUAACGGCCACCUCGCUGUGCAUGUGGGACUGAGCGGACUCCUAGGUUAUCCCUCCCGAGAUGCUAGUUGCAUGUUACUCAGGUAACUCAGAUUGGAAAUAACUGGUACACCAAAAGGGAUUCUCACUCUAAGAGCCAGCCUGGGGGAGGAAUUGUAUCUCCCUGCUUUCUGCUUCCAUACUUAGCAUAGCUUGAUGAGAUGGAACCCCUGCUGCAUUCUGGUGAGCCCCCUCUCCGGGACAAGGAUUGGACAGAUACUAAGUUCUCAUCUUUAGUAGCUUUAAUAUGUGAGGUGGAUUAAGAUACUACAGAAGUAAAUAAUUUUGUAUUGCUAGAUAAUUAUAUUGGCUGAUGGAAAUUUAUAUAGCCGAGAAAAUUUUUGAGAAAAAUAAUGAACAGAACAGACACACCAUAAAGCUGAAAGUUUAUAGGUAAAUUUUGGCCUGGAAGAGGUAUUUUUAACUUGCUACACUAAGUCAUACACUAUAAUUUAUUUGCUUAGUAUAGGAAAAAUAAAUUGCAAGUCACUAAUAGUCCUCAAAUAAAUUAUAUUGUUGGCUGUAGUGCAUAAUUUUCUAAUUAGUAUUAAUUGUAUACCUAUUUUUUCCACUUCUAUUUCAGAUUAUUAAACUAAAUCAAGUUUAUUUUAGGGAACUAUAAAAAUAAUAAAGAGCGCAAUAUUUCCUUCAUCAGCAUGGAGGGGGGAAGUGGUGGCUACAACUAUGUUAGCAGGAAUUCACAGAAAAUGAAGUAUUUAAGGUUAUUUAGUAGAGAACUUGGAGAGUUAUAUGUUAGGAUCUGGCUGCAGAAUUUUUGAAAAAUUUUAUACACGGAUAUUUGUAUUAAACUUACAGCCUUAGAAGACUAGGAUCAUAAUUGGCUUAUUUUUCUAUUUCCUUAACUACUGUAAUUUCCACUUUUAUAAUAAUUUUGAUUUGAAAAUAAAUUUAUUUAUUUUUUUAACAGUCAAAAGUCCUUGCUGUUGUAGUCUGCAGCCUUUAAUUGAUUGUGUUGCUCUUACAGCUGAUCAAAAGAAACACUCCAAAUCGAGGUGAAUCUUGCAGCAAGUCAGUCAUGGUUGGCAAUGGUGACACACUGCUCCUAACGGGGACAGUUUUCUAGAUGGGAAACAUUUGGCUGCAUUCACAUACACAUUUAUAUUUUGUUUUCAAAUGAAAACUUGCUGCUUUGGGGAUUUUCACAAAGGAAAUGACUUCUUUUGUCUGAAUAUGGUAGUUUUAAGAUGUAUCAUGGGGAUUGGUGCUGUGUAACACAAUGAAUUGUAACUAGCAUGUGGUUCAGAAUACACAAUGUUAGGUUUUUAAAAUAUCUUACAGGUUCUUUUCUAUUUAUAAUUUCAAACUUUCAUAAAGUAUACAAGAAUUUCAUAAAUUUGUUUUCAGUGAAUUGCUCUUUUUUGCUAUGAUAGGUCAUUUAAUACAGCAUUUACUCUUAUAAAUGGAAAUUUCUGAUCAUUUAGGAUGUUGACAAUAUUUUAAUUUGCAGUGUCUUCUUUUUUUGUGACUGGACAUAUUAAUGUUCCUCUGAAUGGUAUUGGUAAACGGUUCAGAAGAGAAACUCAGUGAAAUAAAAGAGUAAUAUUUAUUCAUGGUGAUCAGUUAAAUUAUUUGUCUAACUUAAGAAAACGAACUACUGUGCAUAACUCAAUUUGUAUGCAACUCUCAGUUUGAUGUUAGGUAAGAGGAGAGCCCACCUGUGGAAUAUGUUGGUUUAUUUUCAGUGCUUAAACAUACAUUCAAAUGUAAGAGUUUGGGAAGACGCUAUGUGAUUUUUAAGUUAAUCUGCAUGCUGUAAAUGUGUUUUGUGUUUAAAUAAAGGAAAAACUUUUUGAAAUGUAA
Jaculus jaculus (lesser Egyptian jerboa) is the source of this 5408-nucleotide messenger RNA. RefSeq names its product kinesin family member 5B (gene Kif5b). Lineage: Eukaryota; Metazoa; Chordata; Mammalia; Rodentia; Dipodidae. The record is from RefSeq and is a predicted model, not a curated record. Gene Ontology annotation, molecular function: microtubule binding; microtubule motor activity; ATP binding. The transcript is spliced from 26 exons. Gene Ontology annotation, biological process: microtubule-based movement. The coding region runs from base 63 to 2954 and encodes 963 amino acids.